This is a messenger RNA of Cornus florida, 2165 nucleotides long. RefSeq lists its product as uncharacterized. The record is from RefSeq and is a predicted model, not a curated record. The transcript has 11 exons. Lineage: Eukaryota; Viridiplantae; Streptophyta; Magnoliopsida; Cornales; Cornaceae. The coding region runs from base 738 to 1835 and encodes 365 amino acids.
AAGAAGUUAGCAUCGUACUUGUAAUGAAAUUGUCUGAGGCAGCUAGGUUAAGUCCGAUUCGGUGUUCUUUUCGGCAGAAAUUUUCUAUUUAUCUGUCACUCGGCUCAUAUAUUAUUGGCUAGGAAAGGGAAAACAAAUAAAUUAAAAUUACCAUACUCAUUUAGGUGAUAUUUUUCUUUUUCCUCCUGUUUCUCAAACUUCCCAUUCGACGUCUCCUCCACUUCACCUUUCAAAUGAUGUUUCUCACGAACUCUUCAGCCACCUCAAUCACACAAACCCUACACACUCCACACUUCUUUUGAAGCUCUCACCACUCUAAUUUCUCUAUAUUCUCAUGCAAAUAUCAUCAAAUAAUAUAUAUAAAUAUAUAUAUAUCUGUGAAACCUCUUAAUGCUCCUUAGCUUAGCUUCCAUGGAGGACACAUCCAAAUGUUCUUGAACUCGGCCUUCAAUUUUUUUUCUUGAAUCUCAAGCUGUCAACAGGUGGGAUUCCAAAAUUCGUCGACACCAAUUAAUUCAUCAGGUCAACAUAAUUGAGGGAUUAUCAUUCAGAAUGCAUACUGUGAUUUUGGUGAAAUCUACACCAAAUUAUUUAAAUGCUGUAGAUUUAGAAGCAAAGAUUUAACCAUGAUGAAUCAGAUGAUAUUAGCCGUAGCUGUCAGAUAGAAGAGCUUAAUGAAGACUUGCAGCCAGUUUAUACUCUUCUGAAAUGAAGGACGAACAGAUGUUUAAGACCAAAUGGAAAAGUUGUCACAGGAUCCACAAAACACACCAGGAGUACAAUCCUUGACCCAAGUUUCACAUGAGUCCCAAAGUGACCAACAUAACAAGAAGGCAGAGCCUCCCAUAGCAGACUCAGGUUCAGUUUCCAUUUCGAGCAAUGAAAACAGGAAAGUUUCACGUGACGAUAUUGAACUUGUCCAGCAUUUGAUAGAACGGUGUCUACAGUUGUAUAUGAAUAGAGAUGAGGCAGUAAAAACCCUCUUGAAUCGUGCAAAAAUAGACCCCGGGUUUACUACUUUGGUAUGGCAGAAGUUGGAAGAAGAAAAUGCAGAAUUUUUCAGGGCUUAUUAUAUAAGGCUAAAAUUGAAGAAACAAAUUAUCUUGUUCAAUCAUUUGCUAGAGCAUCAGUAUCAUCUAACACAGCCAAAGGUUUCUUUGGCUCCCAUACAGAAUGGGAUUCAUUCCAUGCCAGUUAACAACUUACCUAUGGGGUACUUCGUCCAACAGCAACUUUCAGUUCCAGCCACAGGUCAUCCUCAUAUUGAUUCCAUGGGCUCUGGAAUUUCUAGCUGCCAUGUGGUUAAUGGAGUUCCUGCACCGGGCAAUUUCCAUCCCAUGCGGAUGAAUUCUGGGAAUGAUAUGGUAAUGGGCAGCAAUGCAGCAGAUGUAGCACCUGCUAUUCCACCAAGCAGUGCCAUGUCAUCUAUGUCAGAGAUGCCAGUGAGUCAAAUACCGGUGGCACCCACUGGGCAUUUCCCCUUUACAGCGUCAGAAAUGGAAGUAGACACAUCAGCACUUGACAUAGCAUUUACAUCAGAUGUGGCAAGUUCAGUAGAAUUGCAGCUUUCAGCUGAUGGUGGGGCUGGGGUUUCUAGAGACUCUUAUGGAUCUUUGGCUCAAGUUCCUUGGAAUUUCAGUCUUUCAGAUCUGACAGUAGACUUGUCAAACUUAGGAGAUCUAGGAGCCUUGGAGAACUAUUCUGAUUCCCCAUUUCUGCCUUCUGAUUCAGAUAUUUUACUUGAUUCGCCAGAGCAAGAUGACAUAGUAGAGGAGUUCUUUGCUGAUUCUGUCCCUGGCCCACCAUGCUCUCAAUCAGAUGAAGAGAAGUCCUAGAUUUAAGGUGAGGCCUUUCCAUCUCUUUUAAUUAUUUAGGGUAGGAUAAGGUGGUUGUACAAUAAAGAAUAAAAGAAAAUAAUGAAUCAUCAGUUUCCUUCACUAGUAAUUUCAGGGUCUUAGUUAUUAAUGAUUUUGAAGAGUUGUGCUUUGUAGUGAUGUUGUUGCACUUCAGGUAGUAUUUAUGUUAUAUUAGUUUCAUUUUUCAUAAUCCUUGGUGUUAUGAUGGAUACUGAACACAACAAUCAUUUGGAAAGCACAAGAAUCUUACCAUGUAUUCUUUUCCCCGAAAAGGGGAAAAAAGAAAGAAAUAAAAUCUUUGAGUUGGUA